GCCUGCGCAGCUGGAUCGAGAACGCCACAAGCACCCUCAGGGAGAGCGGUGCCCUCCACAAGGCCCAAUCCAGAUCGAGGACUUCACCGCGCCCCUCACGUCGCGGUCCAACCUCAGCUGGGCUCCAGCGCCAGGCACUCCAUGCAGGGCUCGGUGGUCUCUGGCGCGCCCUCCACGGUGCUGAGCUUCCGGUCCGUGCAGUCGCAGUGGUCCGGUCUGCGGGCGGUGUCUUCGACGUCACUGGAGUCCAUUGCGAACUGGGUGUUUGCGAUCAACCCGCAGAACAUCCGGCCCACGAAGACCUACGAGCGCGUGAACAUUCCCCCCGGCGACCCCCGCAGGAACUGGAUCGAGGACUACCUCCUCGCCUCCCUCCAGCCGCACCGCCGGGCCUACAACUCUGACGAGUGGUGCCCCAUUCCAGAGAUCCGCAUCCUGAACGUCCAGGAGGUGAUCAACGAGAUGGCCAGCGCCGCCUACCGCCAGGAGCUGGGCCAGCUCAGGGCCAACCGACCCGGAGACCGCACGGGGGUGCCCGAGCUCGAGCACUCCAUCAGCGUGCGGACGGACCCGAACUCCCCGCGGCUGAACGAGGUGCUCCUGUUCCACGGCUGCAAGUGGGAGUCCGUCUUCGCCAUCCUCCGCGAGGGCUUCGACUCGCGGCUGGGCGGGACAAACGCGGGGGCGGCGUUCGGCAUCGGCAGCUACUUCAGCACCGUGGCCUCCAAGGCGGACCUCUACACGCAGAGGUGGGGCGACUGGCAGCGGCGGCCCGCCAUCGAGGUGCCCGGGCAGCUGCGGUCCCUGAUCCUCGCGCGCGUCGCCCUGGGCGAG
Prorocentrum cordatum is the source of this 834-nucleotide messenger RNA. The record is from the annotation of a GenBank genome assembly. Lineage: Eukaryota; Dinophyceae; Prorocentrales; Prorocentraceae.